UUAACUAAGCACAACAGUACUUCAUGGAUUCAUUUUUUCCCGAGAAACUUCUGGGUGAGAUUUUCUGGGAUCAACCCCUUUUGCCCACUGAUCAAAGCGAUGUAAUUCAAAAUUCCCAUAUGAUCAAGGCUGAAGCUUUCCCUCCAGCAACUCAAAGUGCUUUUGUUCAAUAUAUAGACCUACCCAGAAGAAAUAACCCUCUAAACGGGUCAAAUUCAGAGAGCAUGAGUAAGAGGAUGCUUGCUUUCUUGAGAAAAAGUUCCCCUGUGGAGAGAAAUAACGUAGAAGAGAAUGAAAGAGAUCGCAGUUUCAGGCACAUGAUCAACGAGAGAAUGAGAAGACAGAGACAGAGACAAUGUUGCUUGGCCCUGCAUUCAAUUUUACCACAUGGAACCAAAACGGAUAAUAAUUCUGUGAUUCAAACAGCAGCAAAGGAAAUUGUAAGGCUACAAGGAUGCAGAGAAGAGCUGAAGAGGAAAAAUUGCGAGGCUGAAGCAAAUGCUGAAGGUGUUUGUGUGAGGAACGAAGAUGGAGGAAGCAAGAUUGCAUAUUUGAGAGUUGCAGAUCCGGAGUGUGGAAUUGAUUCAAUGGUUGAGAGGCUGAAGUGGUUGAAAGAGGAAGGAGUGGAGAGCAGGAGGAUCAAAUCAAGUUUCUCCCCAACGGAGUUGUUUGCAGUGUUAGAGAUAGAGUGGUGAAGAGGUAUAAUGUUGUUGGAAAACAAGGAAUGAAGUUCAUGGGAAGGUUCAUUGGAAACUUGGAAGAAAAAGCAAAUAUAGAGUUAGAAUUUCAUUAUAAGUGCAGUUUAAUUUGUAAAUAAUGUAGAUGAUAGACAGACACAC
This is a messenger RNA of Vigna unguiculata (cowpea), 839 nucleotides long. RefSeq names its product basic helix-loop-helix (bHLH) DNA-binding superfamily protein (gene BHLH92). Gene Ontology annotation, molecular function: protein dimerization activity. NCBI's taxonomy places the organism in Eukaryota, Viridiplantae, Streptophyta, Magnoliopsida, Fabales, Fabaceae. The record is from RefSeq and is a predicted model, not a curated record.